Molecule: messenger RNA, 1929 nt
Organism: Ustilago hordei
Lineage: Eukaryota; Fungi; Basidiomycota; Ustilaginomycetes; Ustilaginales; Ustilaginaceae
Product: putative b mating type locus, bW1 allele
Exons: 2
Coding region: 1-1929 (642 amino acids)
Biological process (GO): positive regulation of DNA-templated transcription
Cellular component (GO): nucleus
Molecular function (GO): sequence-specific DNA binding; DNA-binding transcription factor activity
Source: RefSeq, a predicted model, not a curated record
AUGCUAGAGCAAAUCCACGAGCUAGCCGUCCAGAUUCACGACGUUCUACCGCCUGCCGCUUCAAUGUCUACAUUUCCAUCAGACGGUGACACUGUCGAGAGUCUCAAUCUGCAGUGCCCCCAACGCGAUGAAUUAAGCAAAGAUUUGCUCCAACUCGAUCUUUCAGCUGAAGGUCAGCGUAGAUUAUUCGACAUCUUCGAGCACCACAUCUCCGGUCUACGAUUAGCCUUUGAAGAAGGCUACAGAGAGGCGGUACUCACGCUGCGAAGCCGAGGCAACGAUGAUGGUGCAUUCUGUCUUAAGUUCAGGCAAAGCCUCGCCCGGAAGUUCGGUGGCCAAGCACGGGACCUUUGGUCCGCAAUGGUACGAGAGGCUCUCAGGUGCUGCGCCAGCAAUGAAGAUGCUCGGCACCAAAGCGAUAAUGUAUUGACAUCUCAAGCUGUGACAAGCAGUAAAGUUUACACUCACAAGACCAGCCGCGGGCACGACUCUGACGCAGUCCGCGUCCUCGAACAAGCCUUCCAACACACACCGAACAUCACGCAAGCCGAAAAGUAUCGACUGGCUGAAGUCACCGGACUCAAGCCAAAGCAGGUUACCAUCUGGUUUCAAAAUCGCCGCAAUCGCAAGGGCCGAAAAGGAUCCAAGACCGAGCCAACCACGCCCCCUCAACAUUUCGACCUGCAUCCCGAACAGCCUCACACACCUUCUUCCCCAACCACGCGUGACUUCACCCUCUCAGAGAAGAAGCGCAAGACAUACGGCGCACUCGGUCGCGGCUCACCUUCCCUUUCCGUCUCUGACUCGGACGACUUCUCCCUCAACCUCAAGAAGCCUCGUCUUCCACGUGCCUGCUCCACCACAAGCGAAGCGUCAGCUUCCUCCCUCGAGCUCGAAAAGUCUUUCACCUCGUGGGGCAGCCCUUCCUUGCGAUCGACUAGCUCAUCCUCUACCUCAAGCAGUCAAAGCGACUGCUUCGACAGUCCUGGUAGGGCCCAUAAUGUCUUCCGCCUCAUCAAUCCGCUCAAGUACGAAGGUCAUGCAAAGCAAGACAUGCCCGCUGUCACUAUGGCGACUCCUCCACACCCCACCUAUGCUGGCGUAGGGCAGGAACAGAGGUCGCCCUUUACCAGCGACAAUGUCAAUUUGAGUAAUGUUUCUCAACAGCAGCAGCUUGGCUUCCACACUGACUCAGGCGAGAUCAAGCUCAACUUUGGUGACCUGCAGUUCAAUCAAGAGGCUUUGCAUAAGGGGUUGAGGGAGAGUAUCCAAAAAGCGCUCGAUAUCUCUGCUAUGCGACAGGCUAGUGAGAGAAGCGCUGCGGGAAGCUCUUGGGCCAUGAUGGAGAGUACGGCGACGGGCGACGAUGGAUGGGUGGAUGAGGACGAGGCUCCCGUCCCACCUUUUUGCAACACUCCUGUGGACCAGACUGCGAUCGAACAGCGCCAGCCGCUAUCGUUCGGCAUGUCUUUCCAGCAAAACCAGCCUUCGAAUCAGCUCGCGAGUAGCUGCAGCAACACGACCACAGACAGCAGCUUCUCCCUCGCUGACGAGAACGACUCCUUCGAUCUAAACCAAUUCUUCGAGUCUGCCGCAUCUGCUCCAGCCACCUUCCUGCCUUCUUCAAGCCCGUUCGUCCCUCACCAGCAGUAUUCCCCUCAAGCGCCCCUCGUCCAGACCGCUCCCACUAUCGCUGGUGGCAUGGACGCAGCCAACUCAUGCCUUGACUUCGAAGUAGAGAUGUCUGACAUCCAGGACUAUCUAAAUAGCUCGUUCCUCGCUCCUGCUCCCACACAGGCUUCGAUAGCGGGUGUGGAUGGAGAAGGUGCGAUUGCGGGUGGAAGUCAAACACAGGUGCAAGGAGGCGAAGCGCCCGCACAGUUCUAUUUGAACUUUGAUCUUGGUUCGGAGAUGUUUUUCCUCGAAUAA